Messenger RNA from Nothobranchius furzeri (turquoise killifish), 13052 nucleotides. It is a transcript of the gene rhobtb4, whose product is annotated as Rho related BTB domain containing 4. Gene Ontology annotation, molecular function: GTP binding; GTPase activity; protein kinase binding. Gene Ontology annotation, cellular component: cytoskeleton; cytoplasmic vesicle; cell projection. The record is from RefSeq and is a predicted model, not a curated record. Gene Ontology annotation, biological process: cortical cytoskeleton organization; regulation of actin cytoskeleton organization; engulfment of apoptotic cell. Lineage: Eukaryota; Metazoa; Chordata; Actinopteri; Cyprinodontiformes; Nothobranchiidae.
AAUGUGUCAGUCAUGUUGGAUUGAAGGUUGCUUUUACAAGUUGCUGUAUAUGACUUGUCGUUGCUCAUCAUCUACCAAUUCUGCCUGUCCCGGGAUCCACUCAUUGCUUUUUCUCACUCAUUCUCUCUUUCCUCGCAUUUUUAAUUACACAUUUUAUUUUUUCCUAUUUUAUGUAUUUUUUUUAAUCUUUUUUUAUUUUAUUUAUUUAUUUUUGUUCUUGGGAAGUUCCCUGUGAUUUCUGUCUUGAGAGGCACAGUAUAAAAGACAGUUUCUUCUUUUUCUAGUAUCUUCUGGUGCUGAUCUGUAGCUGGCAACAACCAACUCACGAAACAGGAGUGAUAAAGUCACCCCAGGCGUUUUGCAAAACGGGCAGCAGUAACCAAAUUUGACCACAGGAUGUCAUUCUUACUUCAUUCUUACAUAAUGUACCUUAAAGGUAAUUCCAUGAUACAAGUCAAAUGGCAAGUCCAGCUUGUAGCUCUUUCAGAGGCGUGCCUAUAGGUGUGGAGCAUUUACAGUGGUCUCUGGUAGGAAUGAAUGCCUUUGUCAGUUGUACUCUAGGGAAAAAAAGCCCCGGUGCACCAGUUUCAGGAACUAGCAAAUGAAGGGAUCUUCAGACAACAGGAUUUUAAUUCUUAUUUCCUGUGUAGCGUAGGCAAAUUGAUGAUUUUAUCUGUUAUGACCAGGAAGAUGUAAUAUUCUAUAAAAAUGUAAAAUAUUACCCUGCUAGGUUCUUUAAUGUAAUUAUUCAGAAGAUUCUAGUAUUUAAUUCAGAAGAUCUAGGUUCUCUGCUUUUUCAGUGAUCAACCACAGUUCGUGUUACUUCAAGAAAGAGUCAGGUUUAUAAAAGUAAGAAUUUAUUUUACAAACAAUUUAAAACAUGACUAAUUAAUUAAGCAUUACUGUGAUUGGAUGGAGCUAAAUGUGAUGAAGGCUAUGUGUCAGUGUGAUGUUGGUCAGAACUUCCAAAUCUCGGAAAGCGGCAUCUCCGGAAAAAAAAAAAAAAAAAUUUGGUUUGCUCUAAACUAUGAAGCUGUUAUCUUCAGAAGAACAUUCAGACACAGUCGGUCAUGUCUACUUUACCCAUUUAAGAGAGACCUCUCGGUGGAUCAGAAAGUCGCAGGGGUCAGCUGACCGCUGGCACCGGAAGGCUGUAGAAUACCGUGGUACCGACUCUUCAGUCCACAGAUGUCUCGGGUCACGACAGCUGGAUGGAACUGUGCGUCUGAAGGACUCUUAAGGAGUCUAACAAUAUCAGCUUUGUUUCUGCAGGAACUGUUUGCUCAUCAGCUUUGCAGGUGCAAAAAGGUUUUGCCGACGUGUCAAAAUCUUUAAUGGUUAAACAGGUUUUGCUACAGAUGGCCGGUCUGAGCGAUUCUCUAGAACUGACGAAUCUCUCAGAAUGAUCUAGUUUUAAGGUUUAGCUGUUAUGAUUUGCACAGCCAAUCAGAGGCUGACAAGUUUAGAGAUGUUUUACCAAGACAACUCAGAAACACACCCUCUUUGAUAUCAGAUGUCCUGACUGGUUAAAAAGGCAAGUUAUGUGUUGUCGUCUAACUUAACCGUGCUUGUUAUUGUGUGGAUGCAGGUGUGAGGACCUCGUCGUCAAAACAUGUUGAACACAUGGCAGGAUCUAGUAGACACACAUAAUAUAACUUCCAUUCAGUGUGCACAGAUUUAUGAAGCAUUUCAUCGUACUAUAAUUAUUAUAAGUAGUAAUAAACAAAUCUUUAUUUAAUGAUUAUCUAGAUUAUAAGUCAUAGAAGAAGUUCAUAUUGAUUUAGUAAAUCAUUCUUGAAUUUAGCAACUGAUUCGAGUUGGAGUUGUUUCUUCUGUGGAGGCAGACAGAUGGGACCUUGGGAAAGAAAGUUAUUGUUUAUCUUUCAGACUUGCAGUCUGUGAAUCCCAGCUGGUACGAAGGCCUGCUCAUUUAAAGGGAACGCAUGCAAUGUUGUGUCUACUUUCUGACCAGAUGUUGAAUAGAUGGUGAAAGAUCAGACAGUGCCUAAACUGACCAUUGCUGGACGCUACAUCUGAUAUUUGGACAUCUUGCCUCAGAUUGGCUAACGGCAAUACACCUCCACCACUGACUUUCAACGUUGAAGUUUUAUCUCCACAAGUCCAGAGGAGUUGUGGUACGUAGAGCUGCCAACAGUUAGCUUCUACUAGUCAAGAUGUUCUCUACUGUUUCCUGGAGGCUAAACCAACAACAGCCUUCCUCGUCGCGAUUCAAGAUGGCUGAGUCUAUGAAUGUUAAGUGACAUUAUGAUCAGGAAUAAUAUUUAAAAAAUGUAUUUUUUUAAAUAUUAUUUUUUUAGUCCUGUUGUAGAACCCACCUUUUUUCCUGCAACCAACUAACAUGUCCCAAAGUGUGACCCUUCCACCUCCAUGCAUUAAGCCUGGGUCACACUGUGCGUUGUUCAGCCAUCCUAGAAAAAUCCGUCAUCAUGAAUAAAUUUGUGACAAAAACAGUGAAUGUGAGGGUGAUUUGCAGGUCUGUGGCCGUCCAGUGUGACCAGCUCAGCAACAGCUUGAUGAGCUCUCCUACGAUCAAAUUCAGCCUCCCAACAGUCCUCAAGCUGUGUCAGAAACCCUACGACUCUUGUCUGCAAUCGACAAAUGAAAUUACACCCAGGGAGUGAUAUUAAAAGCUAGUGUCGAGAGUAUAAUUCAAGAAUUAGCUACAUUAGCAACUGUGGAGGAUACACGCAAGAAUGCGCGGACCGCUCAUUUUUGGAGCUUGGCUUGGAUUCUAAUAAAAGAAGUGAUAACGCUGGCAUAUUUUCCUCUGUUUAGCUUUGUUGUUUUGGUUAGCCGUCAGCUUUUAGUGAUGUAUGUUUUUGGCCGGUACUCUCUUGAUGUUAGCGUGUCCUGCUCGAGCGAGACCUAGUGCUGUUUGUCUCAUUUGGACUGCACAGUGUGCCACCUCUCAUAGAGUCUUCACAGGGUGACAUGAAGCAGUCCUUCAGCAGCUGAAAAACACACAGUGUGGCCUGGACUUUAAAGUUGGAGAUGUCUUCCUUUUGCAAAAGUCUUCCUUUUUGUCCAAACAUUACAUUUUUUAAAGUCAUAAAUAUUUAAUUCUAUAGGAACUUAGUAAUUUUGCUGCCUGAUGCUGAAAUCUAAAGAAAACAUACACUGUCCAAAAAACUACACCCACUUCAGAGUCUGCAGAAUCUUCCCAAGGCACUCAAAAACUUUUUAAAUUAUUUGUUUUAACAAUUGGAUGAGUUGAAUCUAUUUAUGCAUUUAUUAUUUGUCUGUCCAACCACUUAUAACAUAAAAAUGACACAUUUCCUUAAAAAACAUUUACUUUUACUUAAACCAAUCUGAAAAUCAGUUCACUUACAAAUUUAAAUGUUGGCGUUCAAACUUUAAAAUAAAUAUUCUGCAGAUCAAAAGUGUGCCCACAGAGGGAGCUUGUGGUUAAUGCAGUCAUGCCCAAGAAUGAUCUCACCUCAUUCUUUUAACUUUAAUCUCACUAGAGUCUAAAAGGUACAGGAGAACACUCCCCACUCUGUCAGUAAAACAGCCAGUGAAGAAAAAGCUCCUGUUUUUCUCCUACUGUAGCUGAAAAGGCCAGACAUCACAUCUGACGGUGCUGUUGGAGAGUUCUCACACAAGUCCACGUCUCAGACAAAGAGGCUGCCUCUCCACAGUUCUAAGCCCUCUUGGUACCAGUAGUGCUGAACCCCUGCUUUCUCCAACAGCAUUCCAGCACAUCUUUCAUGCUGGUCCAUUCUGACCAUGCCAGCCGGGUCAGGGGGCAGCCUUUUCUCAGGGCAACCAGACAACACUCAACAAGCAGAUAACACAUCUCUCUCCUGAUUGGUGUUGAUUUGCAUGUUGCACAAGAAUAAUCCUUGAGAAAAUGCAAUGAAUGCAUUGAUGUUGUCAAGAAUUAAUUCACGUUUAACUAAUUUUCUGCAGACAAACAGAUCAACACGUAUAAUUUAUGACAGGAGCCUCAGCAAAGACAUUUAAUUCUUUGUUGCAGCGGUCUGGAGUGACAGCCCUGGCAUAAUGUGGCAUCAGGAGUUUGUUUUCUUUGUUUCCAUGGGAUCAGUACCUAACUCUGCCAGUAGAUGUCUGUCUUCAGUCUAGCUAAGGGCUGAGGAAGUUAGCAGACAUGCAUCUAGGACCCACACAAGAGCAUACACUGCAGAAUCUCAUAGAUCAAUUGUUUCAUAAUAUGUUGCGUAAUGAAAACUUCACAUUCAUAUUUUAUGAGGUUUUGUUAUGAAUGAUCAGCUAUGCUCUAACAGCACUUCUUCUCUGUUGAAGUGACAAUUAAAGAUAUUUUUAAACAGGUGAGUUGUUUUACCACUAUACAAAUAAAAAUUUAUUAUUUUAAUUUAUUUUUUACUUUUGGUGCAGCUAAUAUUCCAAAAAGGAAUUCCUAGAUUUUAGAAAAAGGGGGAAAACUUGUGUAAUUUCCGCGAGCCAAUCAACGAUCUUGGUUUUCUGCUGGAUUCAGACGGUUGCUAUAGUUGCUACAUCUGAUCACCCAGAAUAACUACAGAAGCAAAAUAUAAUUGCAGUGUUUUAUAUUGUCUAGUUUUUUUAAAUUCUAUAGGAUCUGCAACCAAAAUGUCAUAACUUCAACAGAUAUUUAGGCAUUUGCACAUUUAAUGAGAUUAACAUUUAGUAGAUAUUUUAAAUCAGGGCCAUAGUCUUGAUUUUGCCCAUGAAGGUUGUGAUGGAUGUGAUUUAAAACGGUUAAAGGAUGCAAACUGAACAGUUUAUGGUUUUAGCCUUUCUGAUUUCUGCUCCAGUGUCCAAAAUCCUACACAUAUUUACCGUUUGAUCUGCUUGUAUUUGCUCGGAGAUGUUUACACAUGAAACAAACAAUUUGGCUACUGUUUGAAAGUCUUAACCUGCAAACAACAGAAACUAAUAAAGCCUAAAUGUGAUUAUGAACGCAAGUUAAAUUACGCUGAUGGCUUAUUUUAGCUGCAUUUACUCACUUAUGAAUGUUUUAAUCAUUACUUUUUCCUACAGAUGUCAUUUUCAGUUUAGAUAUAUAGCCAAACAACGCAGAUAAAGCAUAUUUCUCGAUUUUCCCACUGAACGAGAACGCAGCAUUAUGCGCUUGGCGUCCGGAUUGGUGACGCGACAGCGUGGGGGCGUGUCUUUGAUUAAAUCAGCUGUGGCAACAACAACACAAAGGGGGUGGCUCAAACGAGAAGAAUCGCUCGGCUAGUUAUGUUCAGAUCUAAAUCUGAGAAGUGUCCGUCCGGAAAUCCAGCGCGUAUCCGCUCCGUGUCUGCAGCCACGCUGUACUUGUUGAUCUCCGCGCGGCGCGCUGAAUAAUAGGGACUGCAGGGGGAAGUGAAGGGGAGGAGGAUGUUUCAGGGCAGAGGUCCUGUCCGCAGUUCUCUGUGACAAAAAACGGGAUCACCGCGUCACCUCCUCGUUCUCCGUGCGUCUUUGUCCGGUUUGAGUGACCGGCUGAACCACUGGCAGUCUGGCAUGUGGGUCAAUUCCGGAACCGUCGGAAGGGCCCUCUCCAUGGAUAUAGACACAGACUAUGAGCGGCCCAAUGUGGAAACCAUUAAGUGUGUGGUGGUGGGGGAUAAUGCAGUAGGUAAGACCAGGCUAAUCUGUGCUCGGGCCUGCAAUGCCACGCUCACACAGUAUCAGCUGCUAGCCACCCACGUGCCAACCGUCUGGGCCAUCGACCAGUACCGUGUAUGCCAGGAGGUGCUGGAGAGAUCUCGUGACGUCGUGGACGAGGUCAGUGUGUCCCUGAGGCUGUGGGACACAUUCGGGGAUCAUCACAAAGACAGACGAUUUGCCUAUGGCAGGUCUGAUGUGGUGGUGUUGUGCUUCUCUCUUGCUAAUCCAAAUUCCCUGCGCCAUGUUCGGACCAUGUGGUUCCCAGAGAUCAAGCACUUCUGUCCCCGAACACCCAUCAUCCUGGUUGGCUGCCAGCUGGAUCUGCGCUAUGCUGACCUGGAUGCGGUUAACCGUGCACGACGACCGUUAGCAAAGCCCAUCAAACAUACAGAUAUUCUUCCUCCAGAGAGAGGCCAUGAGGUGGCAAAAGAACUUGGUAUUCCCUACUACGAGACCAGCAUUGUUGCACAGUUUGGAGUCAAAGAUGUUUUCGAUAAUGCCAUCCGUGCAGCGCUCAUCUCUCGUCGACAUCUGCAGUUCUGGAAAUCACACCUUAAAAAGGUCCAGAGACCCCUUCUCCAGGCGCCCUUCCUGCCUCCUCGCCCACCACGCCCUAUAGUGGGCAUCCCGGACCCUCCUCUCACAGACGGCGAAGGCCCAGACUCCCUUUUCUGCUACCCCCUCUGUGCAGAUGUGCUCUUUGUUCUGCAGGGAGGCUCCUCUCGUGUUUUUGCACACAAAAUCUACUUAGCCACAUCCUGCUCCAAGUUCUAUGACCUUUUCACCCUUGAUAUUGGUGGAUUGCGUACAGAACUGAGUGGGGAGGAAAAGAACGGUAAGGAAAACACUAAGAAUGGGGAGGAGGACGAGCAGAGCAGGAGAGGAGCCAAAGAGCAAGCUGGACGCACUAAGAGUCUGGACAUUGAUAAAGAUGGAGUAGAUGGAGGAGUUAGGGGUCUAAACCGACCCCAGCUCCUCCAUCAGGGAUCUCUGAGGACUUCCCAGAGUGAUAAUGCACUCCCUUCUCGAGCCCAGUACUCCAUGGGAGCACUAGGGACUGGUCGAGCACUUUCUGGAUGGGGAAGGGGUUUUCUAAGUGUGUGUCUGGAACACAUUGAUGAUCCGAUGACCGGACGACCUCGUCUCAUGACCGUGGUAGCCAUGGAUGCGUUAAUACAGGAAGAACCAUUCAAGGCAGUGCUUCAGUACCUAUACACAGGCAGUCUGGAUGAGAGUCGAAAUGACCUGAUGCAGGUGGCCACCAUUGCAGAGCUGCUCGAGGUGUUCGACCUGCGCAUGAUGGUGGCAAACGUUCUGAACCGAGAGAGCUUCAUGAACCAGGAGAUCACCAAGGCCUUCCACGUCCGCAGAGCCAACCGCAUCAAAGAGUGCCUCAAUAAAGGGACUUUUGCUGAUGUGGUGUUCCGACUGGACGAUGGCUGCCUGCCGGCCCACAAACCUCUCCUCAUCUCCAGCUGUGAUUGGAUGGCCGCCAUGUUCCGUGGCUCUUUCAUGGAAAGUUACAUUGAGGAGGUAUCCAUUCCCAACACCAGUGUGGCCUGUAUGCGUGGGGUGCUUGAGUUCUUGUACUGCGGUCUACUGACACCUUGUCCAGGUUUGGAGCCCAUGGAACUAAUUAUUCUGGCCAAUCGGCUGUGUUUGCCACGUCUCGUCGCCCUUACCGAGCAGCACGCUGUGGAUGAACUUCUCCAGCAGGCAAUGAAAGGAAUCGACAUCGAUGGACAAGUGUUGGCUUAUCUUGAGCUUGCACAGUUCCACAAUUCCAAACAGCUGUCAGCUUGGUGCCUUCAUCACAUCUGCACUAAUUAUAACAGCAUCUGCCGCAAGUUUCCCAAAGAUAUGAAGGCCAUGUCUCCAGAGAACCAGAAGCACUUUGAGAAGCAUCGCUGGCCUCCUGUGUGGUUCUUGAAGGAGGAAGACCGCUAUCUGCGCUCGCAAAAGGAGCGUGAGCGGGAGGAAGAAAUCCUACGUAAGCAGCACACCAAACGGGGCUGGUGUUUCUGGAGACACCCGUCUUCUUCUCCACAUGUCUCCUGAAAUGUUUCGCCUCCUCUGACUCUUCACCCAGACCUGGAUUGUCCCUUUUUAACCUCCUCAUAUUUAGAUUAAUAGAGGAGGGUGGGCUCAGAAUGCUCUAAUCUGUGGGGAAAUAACUCUCAGAGCUAAUAAUCCUGAAUGUCUGCAUGCACAGGGAGAGUGUUUGUGCCUCUUUAUUGGUGUGGGUGACAAACAUGAAUUCAACAGAAGGGUUUUAGCAUGAAUGAGUGAGUUUAUGCUUCCAGGUUUGGUGCUUGACAGACAUUGAGGCCAAAUAGUGACUUAAUCUCUGAGUGACUGGACAGGAUGCAAGGGCUUUCUUUUGAGUCUCUCAGUCUUCAACCUUCACACUGACCUUAAUACUUACACACUCACCACUGGAGCUUCCUGUAAGGGGUGGUUUACCUCUGCCUUCACAUUUGUAGAGACUGUUAGCUUACACAGAGACACAUAUACAGCCACGUUAAUGCCCAUAACCAUAAUAACCAGGAACUAAACACUGACAACAAAUCUCUUUUCUGCAUUCUGACUCUUCAGGGGGAAUGGUGUAGUCCACUCCUCGGAGGGGAACAGUUGGUGAUUACAACCCUCAUCAGGGGGUUUAAUCACACAAAUGAGCUCACAUAUGGUCGCAAUGUUGCCCUUAGUGUCCAUCAUCUAGCUCUGCGUCUUUUAACUCUUCAUUCUGCACACAACGUUAGGUGGGAGGGCAAAUGCAGGCUCUUGUGCUUGAGUUUGCGUCAGUAAAAUGCUUUGAGGCCAUCACACAGCCACUCUAUAGCACUGAUGGCUGCAAAAAGGGCUAGCCUUACUUAAUACUUCUGCCACAGAGAAGAAAUGGAUCCAGUGUUAAAUGUUCUCAGACACCGGGAUGCAUUGAAGCACCUAAGCGACACCGCCAGGGGGCCACAUUACUCAGAUCCCAACAGGUGUAUUUUAUUUUUUACUUCCUUUGCUAUUAUUUUGAGAUUAUCACUAUAUCUUCAGCCUACUGCAAAGAUUUUCAAAAUAAAAUAAAUAGUACAAGCAAUUAAUAUUGGCAGAUUUUUAAUCAUGCAUACUAAAGUACAUCUAACACGAUUUAUAUACCAAAGCUGCAAUUCUUCCUUGACUUUCGGAUUUUACUGUUUUCCAGCUUUUCUUUUUAAAUUGGAAGUAAGGAUGGAGAAGAAACAACAUUUGUAGAAGAUAACAGUCUUAGGUUAUAUUUAACUUUCUUAUUUUGGGGUGGUAUUUUCACUCUUUGGUGUCAGGAGAAAAGUGUCACUUGAAGAUAUGGCCUUCGAUUCCUGUUGCUGGAAUUGAAAACGGUGCUUAAAACACUAACACAACGUCCAUGUGAACACACAGACUUUGAUUUUCUGUCUCAGUCUUUGGUAUUUAUUUGUAAAGAACAUAUAGCAAUGUAAUUGUAUUUUCACAAAUAAUUUGAUAUUUUUAAACCUUAUUUUGCCCCUUUUCUUUUUACUAAUAACUAAUUUUAAAGGCAGAUGAUUCCUAGCUCUGCAAACCUUUUUUCCCUUUUCUAUUAAAAAAACAAUUUGCUUGAGUUUCUUUAUUAAUAAGGAAUUUCAUGUCACCUUGGAUUGAAUUCCAUGUUUUUACAGUUGCUGUUUGAAGUAAUUUGAGCAAAUUUGAUGGGUCCCCCCCACCCCCCCCAUGAAGGGUGCUAAUUUUUGGGGGUUUUGCACAAAAUGUAGAAAAAGAAGAAAAACAAAAAAAAAAGUGAUGCAGAUUUUCCAUUAGCACGUUGCUAUUUGUGGGUUUGCGCCCCUCAGCUUUCCCCCAGUCAACUGUUGGAGCUAGAUAGAUGAAUAGUGUGAAAUGUGGUGUGUUCCAGCGUUUUCCACGGGAGGUGUGUAAAGUAAUUUUCAGCUACUAGAAUAGAAGUUGUAUUGAAUCUCACUUGGUCCAAGUGAGAAUUGGGUUGAUUCGUCCAGAAGGAGGACAUGUAGACUAGAAAUGAACAAAUCUCAGGCAACAUUAGUUGCAUCUGAUGUUGAUUAAAAUAAUUUUGUGGUUAAUUGAAAUGUCAUCCCAGUGCAGUGCUUUGGGAAAUAAGAAAUUAUCACCCAUCAGGCCUCAUUUCUUGGUCCACGUGCCUUAUACUUGGACAGUAAAGUGGACAUUUGGCAACACCUUAGUUUGAUCCUGCAGACCGGUUCUGCAGUUGUGAUAAAUACAGAAGAUCAAGUCGUAACAAAAAUAAAUACAUUUAAGAUUAAGGUGUUGCAUUACACAAUCUCAGCAAUUAUCUUUCUUAAUUUAAAGAAAGGGAAUUUUUUUAUGCCAACUUGAGCCAUGCCUUUAGCAUAUUUGGGGCCUACUGUGUUAUGCAAAGUGACUUUUUAAAUACUGUGCAGUAGGAUAGCUUGGUCUAAUCAUAUUGUCUUAGAUUAGGAUGUGUUUUCCCUACAUUGGGACAUUAGAUUAGUGUUUCUUCACUGAGCAGGUGAUCAAGAGGUAGCUGUUUAAAUACUUCUGCAGUAUAACUUCAAAACCACUGACGGUGAGAAUGCAGAUUCAACUUUUUUUUUUAUUAAUGAGGCACUGGCUGGCCUCUGCGCUGAGAGGGUGCAACCACUUUUGAGAUGUAGUGAAUUUGCAUGGUACCCUGACUUUUCAGAGCAACCUUUAUGUUGUAAUGCACUUUCUUUUUCCUGUAUUUAACCUCCAUUUAUAGUGAAGCAGGAUCGUUCUUAAACCUUUUGACUGUAGCAUGCCAUUUCUGCCCGUUCUUUAUGUUUCGCUGAAGUUGCUACUUGGAGAAAAUGAAUAAUGGGACUUAUUUGGCUUUUUCUCCCCACAGAGGUUCUAUUUUUCCCCCACGUGUGUUUUAUAAUGAAUUUCAGCACAACUUAAAGUAGCAGUGAAAUAUUUGCAAGCUGCUGGGACAUCCACACUAAACAGACCAUCUGUUGCUGCUGUUCAAUGCCACAGCCGUCCCAUGCAUGCUCUUAUUGCAAGUUUUAUAGUAAAUGAAAUUUAAACAUGUGAUGUGAAAGAAAUGUUGGUCUUGGGGUACGACAAUGGAAAACAGAAAAAUAUAUAAAUGGAAUCCUAACUGGCUUAAGGCCAAGCAUGUUUGGAUUUAGAUGCAUGAAUUGAUGUUGGCAUGGUGCAGGUUUGUGGGGUGACAUUGCGUUGUGUACAGAUGACUUUAAAGGAGCAAUAUGUAAGAAUUCUACAGUGAAAAAUUCAUAAAACAGUCUAAUGUCUCAAUCGUGCUGGAAGGAAGGUUACAUUGAAACAGAUUUCAUUCUCAGCCAUCAGGGAGGUUGUCAGUUUUUCUCCUUUCAACAAAAUGAAAGAGGGAUGUAGUUCAUGUUUAUAUCAGGGUGUUUGGGAGGUCACUGUAUCUCCAACGAGCUAGUACUCCAGUGUUGGCAUUUGUGAUUCGACACAGACAGGAAAAAAGCUCUAGAGUUGUUUAAAGAACCAAAGCCAGUAAAAAGAAAUGACUAAGAAGUUAUUUCUUGUAUCCCAAAAGAAGCCACAGCAUAUUUUUGUUUUGCUCUAAUAUCAGGUGAAGAAAGCUAGAGGCUAAUAUUGAGCUAACAAUGCUAACGUUAAAUUUGAAGGAAAUGGUCAGCUCUAAGAAAAAUCUCAAGUUACUGCUUCAAAACUAACAACUCAAUAUUACAGUGACAUGUAUGUGUGAAGUGAAUAAUGAGUCAAUGGUGGUGUUUUACUUCCUUUAAUUAGUCAUUCAAAACUGUAACAGCAAGCUAACGGCAAGUUGGCGAACAAUACUUCCUGUAAUGCUGGAGAAAUAUUACUGUAUUAAGUGUAGUAAGUGCUCCCCACCAUUAAACACCCAACAGUGCCAACACCAGAUAUGACCAUUUGUUUUUCUACUUAUAUCAACUUGCUGUGUAUGACUAUUUGCUAUUUGCUUGAAUCUUCUGGUGCUGAUCCAUAACUGGAAGCAGCCAUGAAACUCAUGAAAUGGUAGUGAGAAAGUGGUUGCAGUAGCCAAAUUUGACUACAGAAUUUUAUUUUUGGUUCAUUCUUACAUAUUGCACCUUUAAUGUCCCUUGAUGCUCUUAAAGAUUUACUGUGAGACAUCUAAAAAAUCGAGACAGUUAAAGCAUACUCUGUUUAUUCUUAUUUAGCCCUUGACAUUAGAUCUACAAGCCAAAGUUAGACCUUCUCAAAUUGUGAUGUUUGUUGUAAUUUCCCAUCAUCCUUUGUACUAUCACCCUACUUUUGACAUUUUGGUUCUUCCUACUUUGUAGGCCAGGUCUCCUGACUUUAUAGUGAAGCCUAGUGACUGGGAGAACAAUUUUAUUUGUCUCCUUUCCUGUGCCUUCAGUGAAAUCUCACUUGAUGCACCAGUAGCCAUCUGGGCUCAGAUUAAGCCAAGAAACACACACAAGCAUCAAAAUACCAGUAGGUAGCUUGAGAAUAAACUCAAGUGGAAUAUCACUGUAGUCACUAGAUGUCUGGAUAAGAAUGAUCAUUUUAGAUAAGGUUUGGUCAUCUAUGCCAAAGCUACGCAGCAGAUGACUCGAGCGUUCGAUUGUUAAAGGAAACCCAGCAAACCAGCAUUUUUAGAGGAUCUGUUCUUCACUCUUCAAGGUGCCUGCACUUUCUAUUAUGUAGCCUACUAAGACUUUUUCUUAUGCUUUCUCUAUAUUUACAAGUUUUAUCGAUUCUCUGUGUGUGCCUGGUUGUUCUCUCUAAGCCAAAUCCAGGAGUGUACUCUUAUUGCUUCCAUUAUUUAUCUGAUCGUAACUACACUCUGUGUCCUUUAAGUUGGAGUAGAGUAUUUGAUUAAUGAAUAGUUGUAUUAAAGGCACAUAUUAGCAGUGACAGCUGUAUGUAUUUUGCUUUACUGAAAGUGGUAAUUAUCCAAAAUGCAGCACGGUGUUGUGGAUUUGAUAGAAGUUGGAAAUAACCUUUUUUUAAGCUCACCAUUCUGUAUGUAUUAACUAAGUUACUAUAUACAUAGGAUUGUAUGGAGUCAUUUCUAUUGACAUGGUGUAAUUAACUCCUGGUCUAUACUGUAAAUUCUAUGUGGAUCGUAUCUACUGUAUAGUAUUGUUAUGCACUUUUGCUUCCAUGGACUCAUAUGUGUGUUAAUUAUGUGUAAUGCUCAUGUCAUGUUAUGUUUGAGUUUAAAAAAGAUGAGCACACCUCUCAAAAACUAUUAAGGGCUUUUAAAAAGAAACAAUCAGAAUGUUUCACUGCUGUUGCAAAAUGAAAAGAAAUUUUUUUAAAUGAAAACAUUUUGUAAUUUUUUUGGAACCACUGUGAUUUGUACAAAACAUUUAAGAGAAAAACAAAUGUAGAAAUAAAUGUUUUCUUCCCUUUUGCCAUUUCAGUAUUUUGAUGUUUGACUUGAAUUUUAUUAAAAUGGAUAAUCUUUUGAA